AUGGACUCAUACGGUCUGCCUCCACUGCCGGCCCCUACGGUCGAUGUGGCAAGGCUCCUGGCCGAGAACCCGGACCAGCCGUUGCCUGAGUUCUUUGAGCCCUACAGAAAGUUCGAAGCCGAGCUCCGGCAGCUGUAUGCACAAGGGCCCGACGCCGAGAUCCUCAAAGACCAUCACAUCAAUGUGGUGCCGCUCUUCACCGAGCACACUGGGGCGAUCAAGGUCCGGGCCCGUGAUGUGGAGAACGAGCCGGAUCAGGAGAAGGAAAAGUACAUCAUGGCUCUGCCCAAAGACCGGCGCCGGCCCAACGGCUCUCCCGCUACGGUUGGAUCGCUCCAGGACUUCCGCAGGAAUUUCAACGUCUUUUGCGAGUCCUCCAUGGCCGAGAUGAACUGGGACAAUGUUGUCGUGGCCGGCUCCGCCGUGGUCAACUGCCUCUUGCCGGUUCCCGAUGAGUUUAGCGGCUCGAAGCGGUCACUUCGCGAGUACUACCACGAGAAAUUCUGCCCUGCUUCGGACGUGGAUCUCUUCCUCUACGGCCUCAGCGAGGAGGAGGCGGUCGAGAAGAUCAAGCAAAUCGAGUCGUGUAUCCGCGAUUCCAUCCUGACCGAGACAACCACGGUCCGGACCAAGCACGCAAUCACCAUCUGCAGCCAGUACCCCACUCGCCACAUCCAGAUCGUCCUCCGUAUCUACAAGUCCAUCAGUGAGAUUCUCACCGGCUUUGAUAUCGACUGCUCCGGGGCCGCCUACGAUGGCAAGCAGGUCUACUGCACGCCGCGUGCUCUGCAGGCCUACAUGACCCAGCUCAACCAGAUCGAUCUGACUCGUCGCAGCCCAUCGUACGAGAACCGCCUCUCCAAGUACAGCCACCGUAAUUUUGAGGUCUACUGGCCCGACCUUGACCGCUCCAGGAUUGACCCUACCAUCUUCGAGAGGAGCUUCCAGCGCACGCUGGGUCUGGCAAGGCUCUUGGUACUGGAGCAGCUGCCGACCACCACGGCUCGUGAACAGUACCGGUCCAAGCGACGUGCCGAGAGGGGCCGGCCGCCCCUGAACAAUUCUCAGCAGCAUGUCCUCUAUGGCAACAUCAAAGACUCGUUUGAGGACGAGGUGGCUGAGUGGGUCGACGCCGAAGACGUUUCCAACUACCACACCUUCACCAUUCCCUACGGCCAGAAGUUCCACGCCAAGAAGAUUGAGAAGCUUUGCUACACGCGCGAUCUGCUGCUCAAUGCCGAGUGGAACCAGCCUAAGGACCGCGAGGUGCACCUGCACAGGCAUCCGGCCUUCUUUGGCCGCUUUGAGGAUGUUAUCCACGACUGCUGCGGCUUCUGCCCCAAAGCCGAGACGGAGCAGGAGCUCGAGGUGGCUGAACAGGAGAACAAGAUCUACGUUUCGGGUGAAAUCUCCUUCAUCAAGGACGACCCAGGUCGCCAGCAGAUUGGCUCCUUCAACCCCCUUACUGACGAUGACUGGACCGAGAUGGCCUAUGUCGGUAACACCUCCCGCCUGUGCCAGGACAUUGUGGAUGGCAACCUGGAGCAUGUACAGGACUGGCUCGCUCAGGAGGGCGCCGACCCGAACAAGCGCGACUACACCGGACGCACCCCGCUGCAUCUUGCCGUGACGAGUUCGACCCCUGAGAUUGUCCGAUGCCUGGUCAAUGCAGGCGCCAGGCUGGUCGCCCGCCUUGCUGAUGGCAAGACAGCGCUGCACCUGGCCGCCGAGCGUGGCAAUCUGGAGAUGGUCAAGAUCCUUAUGGAGAAAAGUCUGGAGAACGAGGCCGAGGAGGAAGAGAAGCAAGAUAAGCGCCGUGCGGCAACUACCAACCCCGCUGGAGCGAAGGGCACGGAGAAGGAAGACGUAGUUGUGUCCGAUACGCCCAACAAGGAGGAAAUCAUCGAGUCUGAUGAGUCCGAAGAAGAGUCCGGAGACGAGUCUGAAGAAUCUGAUCUCGAGCUCUUGGAAGACGAUGAGUCUGAAGCCGAUGUCCAGAGCAUGGCAACUGGAUCCUUUGUCAAGGUGGGCAAGAAGGCUCAAGCAGAUCCCAUUCCUGAUGAAAACGAGGACGAGCCCGAUUUCUACGACGUCAACGUGCUUGCCUGGGACCAUCCUUGCUCCGCACUGCAUCUUGCCAUCGUUUCGGGCCACCACGAGGUCGUCAAACUGCUCUGCCAGGAAUACGGCGCUGAUGUGCUCCUGCCCAUCAAGUUCCUCGGCUACAACAACCAGCAGACGGGAGCCCUGCUCACUCUGGUGCUGGCUCUGGCGCUGCCCCUGGACAAGGCGAAGACCAUGGUCCAAACCCUGCUAGACCUGGGGGCUACUUGCGCUCAGGCAGAUACGGAUGGCUUCACCGCCUUCCACCGCUUCGCCGAGGAGAAUGCUGCUACCCUGAUCGAACUCCUCUUUGAGCUCGACAAGUCGGGCUCCAAGACUGCUGUCAACUUCUUUGCCUUCCCGACCGCCUUCCGGGCCGUCAGCCCGCUUCAAGCCGCCAUGACCAACGGCGACGUGAGGCUCGUCAUCAAGCUCCUUGAAGCCGGUGCGGCGCCCCAAGUUGAGUUCGAGACCUGGCUCAAGGCAGCCAAGCAAUCAGGUGCUGCAAACCGCCUCUCCACUCUCGAAGAGAACAAGAAGAUGCUCAACGAGUCGACGGAGCAGCCGCUUAUCACUGCACUUCGCUCGACCCGGCCCGCUUCCGCAAUCGAGCUCAUCAAGCAUGGAGCCGAUGUUAAUGCAAUCACGACCACCGCCUAUGGCAUAUUUGCGAGGUCGUGGUGGCGCGGCUAUGACCGCGGUGAAUCCGCGCUCGACCUUGUGCAGAAGCAGCUCGGCGAGCUUCGCAAGUACAAGGGCGAGACCCCGCGUGAGCCGGUCGAUAUCACCAAGGACGCCGAUAAAUAUCUCCAGGAUCUCAAGGAAGGCACUUGGCAGCACUGGCUGGUGCACAGCGACUACGACGAGGCCCGCAACCGGUAUGCUCUGCAGAUGAGGGAGCACGCAAAGGAGGUGGAGAAGGCCAAGGAGCUCAAGGGUCUCAAGGAGAAGAAGGAGGCCAUUGCGGAGGCCAUCGCGGACCUGGAAAAGAUCGAGAAGAUGAUUCUGGAGAAGGGAGGGAAACACUAUGAUGAUCUCUACCCGGACUUCAAGAACAAGAAGGCCGCAUCGUCCACGACCGAUUCGGACAAGACCACUACUCACUACAACUUCAAGGUUACCUUCUCUGGGGCCAUCGAUGUGACAGAGGCACGACGGCUUGCGUACAUUGAACUGUUUGAGGCCGCGUGGCGCGGCGACCUGGGAAAGAUCAAGGAGCUCACCCUUGGCGCCUGGGGAGUAGACGAUUCCGAGCCGCCGCUGAAGAUCGCUGUCAAGGACAACAAGAAUAACAACCCUUUCUCCCUAGCCUUCCUUCGAGGGCACUACGACGUCGCCCGGGCCAUCCUGGAAAUUGCAAAGGCGCAGUACGUGCCAGAGGACGAGAAGAAGGAACGGUUCAGGCUCAAGCGUAACGAUGACUACGAUUGCUCAGACGGUUCAGACUGUGAGUACUACGAGGGCGAGGGCGACGAGCCUUCCAUCCACCGCGAAGAGGUCGUGACACACUUCACUAUUGAGAAUGUCGGAGAGGUCGUGAUGCAAGUCAAGAGCCGCACCAAGCCCCUCGAGAUGCUCAGCUGGGGUUGCCCCAGCUUCACUGUCCGUGAUGGCAAGGUCGAGAAUCUGCACUUCGGCAGCUAUAGCCUGUUCCGCGCCGUCAUCCAGCGCAAUGAUCAUGCCGGUCUCAAGUUCCUGCUCGACACUGGCGCCCACUACACUGCUCAAAAGCUGGACCAGGAUGACGAGCCCAACAGGAUUUUCGCCUUCCCCCAGCUCGACUUUGACUAUGCUAUUGAAGAAGGUCGUGUCGAGAUGCUGGCUGAGAUCAUCAAGCGCACGGGUGCCGGUCUGCCUCUCGAGGACCUCGUCAAGCGCAGUGGUGUGGAGAUCAAGGACAAGCCUCGCUACUACCAAGGACUGACCGUCUACGGCAAGAAGAGGUCCGACUGGGCCCAGGCCGGACGCAAUGUGGUUUCCAAGCCCAUCGGCAACAAGGCAUCGCCCCUUCUGCACGCCGCCAUGGCCGGCUGCAUCGAGUCCGUCGAGUGGUUCCUCAGCGAUUCGCCCAUCCGCCAAUACCAGGAGUUCUCCAAGUCCAAGGCAGCACAGCACGACUCGAGGCUCAAGCACCUGACGCAGGCGCCUGGUGGCUUCGACGCGCAGGUCAAGAAGUGGCUGGGCAACCAGAGCGAUCUGGUCAUUCACGCCCUCAUCCUGGGCCCCACGGGCACGAAGUCGAAUGCGCUGCUCGAGCAUCUGAUCAAGGCCUACCCUUCUUCCGUGACGGCCAAGUCACAGGACGGCCACACGCCGCUGAUGCUGGCCGCCUUGCUCGGCCGUACCGACUUUGCCAAGAUCCUCAUCAAGAAUGGCGCAGACCAGAGCACCAAGGAUGCCAAGUGGAACAACCUAGCACACGGCGCCCUCCAGUCCUUCCCCGAGGCGGAGCCGCUGGGAGCUUUCCUCAAGCUCCUGGAUCCAGACCUGCUGGGCUAUAUGCUCAAGGAGCGCAACAGCCUGACCUUUAAGGGCCAGUCUCCGAUGCACAGCUGGAUCGCCCGGUGCUUUGACGACGACAAUUCGAAACAAAGGUAUGAAGACGUGGAUAAGGCCAUCGCCGUCCUCAAGCUGCUCCUGAGCUACUCCAAGGGCAAGGAGCUCGAGCUCCUCGACGGCGCCGGCGACACCGUCCUGCACACGCUCAUCGCCAACGACGCCGACCCCAAGAUCAUCCGCGCCCUGCUCGACUUCAACCCGGACCUGCUGUACCGCGAGAACGCCGUGGGCCGCACGCCCGCCGAGGUCGCCGGCGACCGCUUCACGGCCGCGCACUUCCGCAACCUCGCCUACAACUCGUGGGCCUACAUGCGCGAGCAGGAGGGCCUCGCCAAGAAGGACGUCGAGGACUUUGUUGGCGACAAGGCCCGGCUGGCGCGCAACCUGCGCGGCGAGGAGAAGGACAAGCUGUCGCGCCUGCGCCGGGGCCAGAUCUGGGACCUGGUGAAGGAGUACCUGGCGCAGUUCCCCGGCCGGCGCCGGCUCGUGUCGCUGCACGAGGCCAACGACGUGGCGCGCCGGCUGGGCAACGAGUACCUGUUCACGCGGUACUACGAUCGCAAGAGGCGCGGCGACCGGGAGUCCGAGCCGCGAGAGGACAACGAGGACGAGGACGAGGACAACGGCGGCAACGAGGCCACCGAGGAGCUCGACGAGUUUGGCAACAAGAAGAAGAAGGCCAAGGUGGAGGACAUUGUCAAGCAGAUCCUGCCCACCAUGCAGCAGCACGCCUGGAAGCCGUACAAGGAGCCGUGCGAGAAAUGUGGCCUCCGGCAUGACAAAUUCCCGAGGCUUUGGCGCUUCUGGGAACGGGAUGACGUCUCGAAUCAUCCAUUUGCGGUCGAGCCUGGCAGCGCCGUCUGGUUCGCUCGGGGCGCCGCCGUGGAGUGCCCUAUCGUCCUGAAGGACGAGAAUGGAAAGGAGUAG
Molecule: messenger RNA, 5589 nt
Organism: Thyridium curvatum
Lineage: Eukaryota; Fungi; Ascomycota; Sordariomycetes; Thyridiales; Thyridiaceae
Exons: 2
Coding region: 1-5589 (1862 amino acids)
Molecular function (GO): protein binding
Source: RefSeq, a predicted model, not a curated record